AUGAAGGCCAAAGCCGAAGUUUACCACGGAAACGAAACAUGCACAGAGAAGUUCACGUCAUUGUUAGAAGAAAAAGGGUUGCCAAAGGGCUUGCUACUAACUCUAAAGGACAUACACGAAUACGGUUACGUUAAGGAUACCGGCUUUGUCUGGCUCCGACGCCGGUCCCGACACGAAACUAUAUCAAAGAGGGACGGCCUCCACAUGUUCGAUAACAUCAACAUCAGGUACGACGAGGAAAUCAAGGCAUAUAUCGAGACUAACAAGAUCAGGAACCUGACCGGUGUUAAAGUCAAGGAGUUCAUGAUUUGGUUGGACUUGACCGAAAUCUACGUCCAACAACGAUCCUGUUCGGCGAAGUCGAUGAUCACAUUCAAAACUCCGAUGGGGUUGACGACGUCAUUUCCGGUAUCGGUGUUCAAACCUCAGUUGGCCAUGUUCGGUGAUGAUGCCGUGAAUGAAUUAGCUGGGGAAGCCAACGAAGGAAAGUAG
Hibiscus syriacus is the source of this 492-nucleotide messenger RNA. RefSeq lists its product as uncharacterized. NCBI's taxonomy places the organism in Eukaryota, Viridiplantae, Streptophyta, Magnoliopsida, Malvales, Malvaceae. The transcript has a single exon. The coding region runs from base 1 to 492 and encodes 163 amino acids. The record is from RefSeq and is a predicted model, not a curated record.